Molecule: messenger RNA, 3044 nt
Organism: Porites lobata
Lineage: Eukaryota; Metazoa; Cnidaria; Anthozoa; Scleractinia; Poritidae
Source: the annotation of a GenBank genome assembly
CUCAUUCAUUUGAUACUUGUUUCAGAUGAACGAGAGCCACAAAUUAACCUACACGAAGCCUAUAAACACGUGAGGACUAUCUUGUUUUUCAUUGGCUACCCUCGCAGUCGCCACAGCCUCCUCGGGUCUUUGUUGGACGCCCAUCCACACAUAGUCGUUUCAGACGAGACGAUGGCUUUUCCAAGAUGGCGGCGAAAUCCAAAACAGUGGAUGAAUGGUUCGAUGUACUCCUUUUAUGAUACGCUGUUUAGGGCGUCGAAGCAGUCUACGAUGACGGGGAGACGAUCUCGUGUGUUCGAAGGAAGCGUUGUUAACAAGGAUUCUAAUUAUGGUUAUUCUGUACCUAAUCAAUGGCAGGGGAAUUACGAUCGGUACAUUCAGGUAGGAACUUUUCCAGCCCCCACGGAUAUAUACGUGCAGAUCAUGCAAUGGCGGAUCAAUAGGAGGCGCCUUGCAGGCCCCCUUCCCCCGCAGCUUUUAAGGUCAAACUGAGGCCCACGAGUGGAGCUCCGCUCAAAGAGCAAAAAUCUUUCAGUGUCCUUUCGCUUUAUGAGCUCUCAAUGAAUAUCAGCCAUUCAGUACUAAAACAGUCCACAUACUGAGCCCAGGCGCUUAUAUGAAACUUAAUCAUUUCUCCAAUCGACAGGUGAUCGGUGACAAGUCGGGCGCAUUUACUGCUGGGGCAAUGCUUCAGGAUGACGCAAUUGACGCUUUGCAUCUCUUGGAAAAAGCAUCCAACGCCAAAGUAAAGUUUGUUCAUGUGGUGAGAAAUCCAUUCGAUAAUCUCGCAACCAUGACUUUGGAACACAGUACCGUCAGAAUGCGAAACGGUAAACACGAUUCAAAGGUAUGAUCGAUCGGGGGUGGGGAGAGCGGGAGGGGGUGGCAAUAAGUUUAUACAGAGGGUGUCCGCUUAAUAGAGGUUUGUAAAAACUGCGCAAUAUUUGUUAAUGCUUAACGUUCGACGGUUAUUCUGUACUGUGAUAAAGUUCCAUGUUGUUAACCCAUUCGCCCCUGAGCCGCCCCUAACCGCCCGUGAGGAUGCACGUCUCUUCUACCGCUUAUGACGUCAUCAGUUUUAAUGCUCAAGGACAACCUUGUCCGCUAACUUGUGCAGAGUGAAGGAAUCUUUCAGACCAUACCAGAAUGAGAACAAUUCAGUCAAGGACACCGUUCAGGGAGAAAAAGGCAAAAAACCAUCUAACGUUUACCCGAAAAUUGCCAAAAAAAAUCUUUUCCACUACUCACCUACCUUUCCUUUCAUCUAAUCCUAAGAUACUAAAACCUUUCCUAAAAACUUUUCCAACCAAAAUGAAGCCUUCUAAUGUAAAUGCCCAGCAAAAGGAAAAAAAAGAAAAAGAAAAAGAAAGAAAAAACGAGGCAAGAAAAGCGAAGAAAGAGGGGGGAGAGAAAGCCAAAAGGUGUCCGCUGAAUAGGGGUUCGUUAUAAAGGAAAAUAUAAAACGUUAAUUUCGGGACCCGGCUUAAUGUCCGCUUAAUGGCGGGUGCCCGCUUAACUGGGGGUCCUCUUAGAGGUUUCACUGCAUAGUGAAGCCUUGAACUUCCAGACAAGAUUAUCACCGAUCAUCAUCGCUUUGUUUGGGUGGAUGUUGAGGAAACGAAAAUGAUUUAGUUUUAUCAACCUCAAUCGUGUGAUACAAUUGUUUUACCCGCAUAACCUGCACGAUAAAAUGGUUGAAAAACCGAAGUUUCGAGCGCAAGCCUUCAACAGAGUAAAUCCUGACUAAGAAGUAACUCUCUAAACAGAAGCUUUUCAAUCGUCUUAGGCUAGCAAAUAGACUUUAUGAAAAUCCAUAUAUUUUGAAUGUUACGCAACAAUGCCGUUGCUCGCCGAUGCUCAUAAUUCGAGCUUAGGCUACCUGUGAUUAGCCUGCGAAAACAUCCGUUUCUCCUCGCUCUUCGCCGCCGGGGACGUUUCGCGAGGAGGAACGACGUUCCUCCGCGCGAAACGUCCCCAUCGGCGAAGAGCGAGGAGAAACGGAUGUUUUCGCAGGCUAACCUGUGAUGAAAUCAGUUGAUAAUAUCAAAUUUUUCUGUUUCAUGCCCGGCCAGUGCCGAGUGCAGACCCAGUGCCGGCCACAUUCGUCUUUUUAUUUAUUUAUUUAUUUAAUUAUUUUUUGGGAAUUAUCCUUUCACUCUCGAGCCCCUUGCAUUCAAGUAGCCUACUAUGUAGAGCCGCCCAUUGAGGAGGGAGGGGGGUGGGUUGGGGCGGCCCCGAUGACACCCACAGGCUAUAUUCAAUUCCCAUACCCGGCAUUUUUUUAGCAGCUAAUGUGAUAAGUGAACACAGGGCCAAUUAAGCUAUUAUUGUCAUUACUGAGCAGCUUGGUGGUUUGAUUGAAUGACUCUUAUCGACCUCAUUCUCUCUUGCUCUUAUCAUAGUUAUUAGGGGAGACUGGUUUUGAAAGGCAACAAACAUCAAAUAUAAAACCACACGGUGCUGCAGUUUAUGUUGGAAACUCCCUGAAGGAGCACAAUCCUUUGUUUUCUGUUGGCAAAUUGCGACGGAAUAAAUUAAUAGGACGUUUCUAUUGGUCAGUAAGAUCAAAACGCCGGGAAUGCAUUUGUGGACCGUCAGGUCCACAAAAACAAGUCAAAUAACAAAGGAGUCUGAAGAGGUUUCAUUACCAUUCCAGUCUAUUAACUAUGCUCUUAUAGAUUCAAACACCGUUUUUUCUCAAUUUUUCUCCACAGGUAAAUGCCCCUCAAACUUUAGACGACCAAAUAACUCGGUAUUUUCACUGGGUGGCGGGAUGUAAAAAGACUCGAGAGGCCUUCCCUGAAAAGGUGAUUGACAUCCCAAGCAUGAAACUAGUAAAGCAACCAUCGGAUGUCUUGAGAAAGAUAUGCGCUUUUUUGGAAAUCACUUGUUCAGAGGAUUAUAUCCAAGACUGUGCCAGCACUGUAGACCCAAUUCCAUCGAUAACUAGAGAUUACGUAGAAUGGACAGAACGGCAGAAAAAGAGGGUGUAUGAUCAAAUGAAACAGUUUUCAUUUUUUGAAGGCUAUUCUUACGAGCAAUAA